AUGCCUAAUUACAAGUUUUCUGUGCAGGAAAAGGUGGAAUUAGUGAAAUUUCAUUACCAGGGCCUGUCUUACCGGGAAAAUCAGGCCCAUUUCGCCGUCACACACCCGGAUCGACCAACACCUUCGUUAGCGACCAUCAGGAAUCUGGUUUUAAAAUUCGAACAAUCCGGUAGUGUCGAUGAGAGAACCUGGAAAAUCUCUCAACCAAACCGUCAGCUGAGCUGGGAUACUAAGCUGGACAUCUGCUUGACCGUCGAAGAGGAUCCAUUCAAGCCUAUCAGCCGCAUCGCCCAGGACGUGGAAAUAUCUAACGCAUCGGUCAGAAGAGUAUUGCGUGAAGCUAAGUACAGAUCGUACAAGUUUCAAGUCCAUCAAGAACUCUUGGCUGGUGAUAACGAUAGUCGUCUUCGCUUCAGCCAAGAGUUGAUGGAACGUCUGAACGCAGACGAGGGCUUGUUGAGUCGCAUUUGCUUCUCAGAUGAAAGUACGGUGAUACUUGUCGGGAAACCGAACAGGCAGAACUCCAGAGCCUGGUGUCGAAACAACCCUCGUCUGUUCAUUCAGGCGGGCACGCAGUACCCGUUGAAGCUCAACGUCUGGCUUGGCGCGAUUGGCAAUCGGCUGAUUGGGCCAUUUUUUAUUGAUGGUAACCUCAACGGCGAGAAGUAUCUCUGGUUGCUGAGAGAGAGGAUUGUACCGGCUCUUAGGCUGAUUGAAGAAGAAAUCGGCGAACCUGUUUGGUUUCAGCAGGAUGGAGCCCCACCGCACUUCACACGUGCGGUGCGUGAUUACCUCGACCAACAAUUCCCUGGACGCUGGAUUGGCAGGGGGAGCCCGGAGGUCGAGUGGCCAGCCCGUUCACCUGAUCUCGCUCCCUUGGACUAUGGCUUGUGGGGCCAUUUGAAAAAUGUUCUGUAUGCCCAAGGUAGGAUUGAAGACCUUGCCGCACUGCAAGCUAGGAUCUUGGACAUCCUGCAGAACCUGUCACCGGAUAUUAUAUCCAAUACGACAAAUGCCUUCUACGACCGGCUCGGUUACUGCGCUGCAGCUGCUGGAGGGCAUUUCGAGCACUUUUUGAAAGGCAACCAAUGGCCAGACGAGGGGUGA
Molecule: messenger RNA, 1107 nt
Organism: Neodiprion virginianus
Lineage: Eukaryota; Metazoa; Arthropoda; Insecta; Hymenoptera; Diprionidae
Exons: 2
Coding region: 1-1107 (368 amino acids)
Molecular function (GO): nucleic acid binding
Source: RefSeq, a predicted model, not a curated record